GCGGCUAAUAAGCCGCCAGUCCUCGUUGCGCUGAAACGAUGCUCAACUGAGCGCUAUGCACACGCGAAUGGUGUGCGGACGCGUGCUGCCCUCGCGCGCUCUGACUGUCCGCCACCUUCCGGGUCUCGGUCGCUGGAUCAUGAACCCGCUGGACCGUAUCCUCGAGGUCGCUCUCGUUAGCCGAGAGGCAACCUGUAUCAUGGAAAUCGAGACUUUUCCCAGGCCGUCGCUUCUCGGCUGUGACGAGCCGAUGCUUCAACGGCGCUUUACUCAAUCUUCUGGGUUCGUCCCUCCUGGACAUGCGCGCCCAACCGCGGCGGCCGCUAUCUGUGAGGCAUCGAUCGAGGCUCAGUUGCACAUCUGUGCAAUCAGAUGUUUCGCCUGCCCAUGACUUCUGUAUCGAUUGAAGCCCGUCCCUGCAUCUGGCACUCGGCGAUCA
Molecule: messenger RNA, 439 nt
Organism: Cutaneotrichosporon oleaginosum
Lineage: Eukaryota; Fungi; Basidiomycota; Tremellomycetes; Trichosporonales; Trichosporonaceae
Source: RefSeq, a predicted model, not a curated record